Suncus etruscus (white-toothed pygmy shrew) is the source of this 3244-nucleotide messenger RNA. RefSeq names its product membrane associated ring-CH-type finger 6 (gene MARCHF6). The transcript has 26 exons. The coding region runs from base 180 to 2927 and encodes 915 amino acids. Gene Ontology annotation, cellular component: endoplasmic reticulum membrane. Gene Ontology annotation, molecular function: zinc ion binding. NCBI's taxonomy places the organism in Eukaryota, Metazoa, Chordata, Mammalia, Eulipotyphla, Soricidae. The record is from RefSeq and is a predicted model, not a curated record.
CCCCGCACUCGGGCUCUCGCCGCCCGCUCGCUCCCUCCGCUGCUCACGCACCUGCCGCGGCCCGACCCCCGCGGCCCGCCGCCCGCCGUUCGCCCCGCCGCGUCCCGCCCCGGCCGGAGGCCCCGGCCUGGGCCGCCGCGGGAGCUCGCGGCUGCGUCACGGCCGCCCCGCCAGCCAAGAUGGACACCGCCGAGGAAGAUAUAUGUAGAGUGUGUCGGUCGGAAGGAACCCCUGAGAAGCCUCUCUACCACCCUUGUGUCUGUACUGGCAGUAUUAAGUUUAUCCAUCAAGAAUGCUUAGUUCAAUGGCUGAAACAUAGUCGAAAAGAAUACUGUGAAUUAUGCAAGCACAGAUUUGCUUUUACACCAAUUUAUUCCCCAGAUAUGCCUUCACGGCUCCCUAUCCAAGACAUAUUUGCUGGACUGGUGACAAGUAUUGGCACCGCCAUCCGAUACUGGUUCCACUAUACACUUGUGGCCUUUGCAUGGUUGGGGGUUGUUCCUCUUACAGCAUGCCGUAUCUACAAGUGCUUGUUUACUGGCUCCGUGAGCUCACUCUUGACACUGCCACUGGACAUGCUGUCCACGGACAAUUUGUUGGCGGACUGUUUGCAGGGCUGUUUUGUGGUGACAUGCACGCUCUGUGCGUUCAUCAGUCUCGUCUGGCUGCGGGAGCAGAUCGUGCAUGGAGGAGCGCCCAUCUGGCUGGAGCACGCAGCUCCACCCUUCCAUGCUGCGGGGCAUCAUCAGAAUGAGGCUCCAGCAGGAGGAAAUGGUGCCGAGAACGUGGCUCCUGACCAGCCUGGCAACCCUGCCGCUGAGAACGCAGUGGUUGGGGAGAACCCUGAUGCUCAGGAUGACCAGGCAGACGAAGAAGAGGAGGAGAACGAGGAAGAGGAUGACGCUGGUGGGGAUGAUGUGGCCGACGCCAACAAUGGGGCCCAGGAUGAUAUGAAUUGGAAUGCUUUAGAGUGGGAUCGAGCUGCCGAAGAACUCACGUGGGAAAGAAUGCUAGGACUUGAUGGAUCUCUAGUGUUUCUGGAACAUGUCUUCUGGGUGGUGUCCUUGAAUACAUUGUUCAUUCUGGUUUUUGCAUUUUGCCCAUACCACAUUGGUCAUUUCUCCCUUGUUGGUUUGGGAUUUGAAGAACAUGUCCAAGCAUCUCACUUUGAAGGCUUAAUCACCACCAUAGUUGGGUACAUACUUUUAGCAAUAACAUUGAUCAUUUGUCAUGGUUUGGCGACUCUUGUUAAAUUUCAUCGGUCUCGCCGAUUGCUUGGAGUCUGCUAUAUUGUUGUCAAGGUCUCGUUGCUAGUGGUGGUGGAGAUUGGGGUCUUCCCUCUCAUCUGUGGCUGGUGGCUGGACAUCUGUUCCUUGGAAAUGUUUGAUGCGACCCUGAAGGAUCGAGAGCUGAGCUUUCAGUCAGCGCCGGGUACGACCAUGUUCCUGCAUUGGCUGGUGGGCAUGGUGUAUGUGUUCUACUUCGCUUCCUUCAUCCUCUUGUUAAGAGAGGUACUUCGACCUGGUGUCUUAUGGUUCUUAAGGAAUUUGAAUGACCCGGAUUUUAAUCCAGUACAAGAAAUGAUCCAUUUGCCCAUCUAUAGGCAUCUCCGGAGAUUUAUUUUGUCAGUGAUUGUUUUUGGCUCAAUUGUCCUCCUGAUGCUUUGGCUUCCUAUCCGUAUAAUCAAGACCUUGCUACCAAAUUUCCUUCCAUACAACGUCAUGCUCUAUAGUGAUGCUCCCGUAAGUGAGCUGUCGCUCGAGCUGCUCCUGCUGCAGGUGGUGUUACCAGCUCUGCUCGAACAAGGUCACACUCGCCAGUGGCUGAAGGGGCUGGUGCGCGCCUGGACCGUCACGGCUGGGUACUUGCUGGAUCUUCAUUCCUAUCUGUUGGGAGACCAAGAAGACAAUGAAAAUAACGCAAACCAGCAGGCGCACCACAACCAGCCCGCACGCAACAAUAAUGCACUUCCGGCAGUGGGUGAAGGUCUGCACGCUGCCCACCAGGCAAUCCUCCAGCAGGGAGGCCCUGUGGGCUUCCAGCCAUAUCGCCGACCCUUGCACUUUCCACUCAGGAUAUUUUUGUUGAUUGUCUUCAUGUGUGUGACCUUACUCAUCGCUAGCCUCAUCUGCCUUACUCUGCCAGCCUUUCUGUUUCCAGUGUUUGCCGGCCGUUGGCUAAUGUCCUUUUGGACGGGGACUGCCAAGAUCCAUGAACUCUAUACUGCUGCAUGUGGUCUCUACGUCUGCUGGCUGACCAUCAGGGCAGUGACUGUGUUGGUGGCCUGGAUGCCGCAGGGGCGCCGAGUCAUCUUCCAGAAGGUUAAAGAGUGGUCUCUCAUGAUCAUGAAGACUCUGAUUGUCGCGGUGCUGCUGGCUGGGGUCGUGCCUCUUCUCCUGGGCCUCCUGUUUGAGCUGGUCAUUGUUGCCCCUCUGAGGGUUCCCUUGGACCAGACCCCCCUUUUUUACCCAUGGCAGGACUGGGCGCUGGGAGUCCUGCAUGCCAAGAUCAUUGCAGCCAUUACGCUGAUGGGCCCACAGUGGUGGCUCAAGACGGUGAUCGAACAGGUUUAUGCCAAUGGCAUCCGGAACAUAGACCUUCACUAUAUUAUCCGUAAGCUGGCGGCCCCUGUGAUCUCUGUACUCCUGCUCUCCCUGUGUGUGCCAUACGUCAUCGCAUCUGGAGUCGUUCCUUUACUCGGUGUAACUGCAGAAAUGCAGAACCUGGUCCAGCGCCGGAUCUACCCGUUCCUGCUGAUGGUCGUGGUUCUGAUGGCAAUCUUGUCCUUCCAGGUCCGCCAGUUCAAGCGCCUUUAUGAGCAUAUUAAAAACGACAAGUACCUCGUGGGCCAGCGCCUUGUCAACUAUGAGCGGAAGUCAGGGAAGCAGGGCACAUCGCAACCACCACCACCGUCGUCCCAAGAAUAAAGUGCUUGUCUCAACUACCUUGACCGUCCCUUGCCUUUCCGUGUCCUUCCCCGUGGACAGAAUUCUCGCUGGAGACUUUACCAGUGAUCUCAGCAUUGUCUCAGUUACCUGUGUCUGACUGGCUGGUCUCCCCAGUGUGGCGCGAGUGGCUGCCGCAGGCCCUGCUGUCCUUCCCGCCGCCCCCGCAGACACGGCUGCGGCCUGGGAUCUGUAUAUGUGUACAUAGACGCCCGGAGAGCCUCCCUCGGAUUCAGCAACAUGCAUUGUACAUCUUGAAACAAAUGUAUAUUAAUUUAUUAAAUCUAGUUGUCACUUUA